Fusarium musae is the source of this 855-nucleotide messenger RNA. RefSeq lists its product as uncharacterized. Bases 1 to 855 code for a protein of 284 amino acids. Gene Ontology annotation, cellular component: eukaryotic translation initiation factor 3 complex; cytoplasm. Gene Ontology annotation, molecular function: translation initiation factor activity. The transcript is spliced from 3 exons. The record is from RefSeq and is a predicted model, not a curated record. Lineage: Eukaryota; Fungi; Ascomycota; Sordariomycetes; Hypocreales; Nectriaceae.
AUGCCUCCUAAGAAGUGGGACGACGAAGAGAGCGACGACAGCAGUUCCUCCGGCUCCCCGGUUGUUGGUACUGGUGCCGCUUCUCGACGCAAGUUUGACGACGAAGAGGACGAUGGCGAUGUUCUAGAUUCAUGGGACGCCGAUGACGACUCCGAGGCCGAGCGUGAGAAGGAGCGCAAGGCUGCCGAGGCCAAGCAGAAGGCUGCUGCCGCCGCUGCCGCUGCAAAGAAACCUAAAGGUCAGCGAAUUGCUGAACACCAGGCCGAGCGUGCACAACAGAGAGCCGGUGCCGCCAAUGUUGAGGAAUAUGAAGAGACAGAGGCCGAGAAGCGCGAGCGACUCCGACGCACCGAACAGGAAGCCGAUCUCGCACACGCCGCCGAUAUGUUUGGAGAUAUUGGUAUCAGCGCCGGUCGUGCCAAGUCCCGUCCUGCUACUGUCGUCGUCGAUUCCAACGACCCAACCAAGACCAUCGACAUUUCCAAACUGCCCCUCUUCCAGCCCAAGACUAAGGCUCAGUUCGAGACUCUCCGCACCACUCUUACUCCUAUCAUCUCAGCCAACUCGAAGAAUGCCCACUACAGCCUGUUUCUUCAGGAUUUCACAAAGGCUCUUGCUAAGGAUAUGCCUAGCGAACAGAUCAAGAAGCUGGCCAGUACGAUGACUGCCCUGGGCAACGAGAAGAUGCGAGAGGAGAAGGCUGCUGAUAAAGGAGGCAAGAAGACAAAGGCUGCCAAAACAAAGACGUCCCUGGUUACCGGUCGCGCGAACGCCGCCGACACAACGACUUACGACGAUGCUGAUGAUUUUGGAGAGUUAGUACCCCUCGAGACAGACGCAGAGACAUUGUACUGA